AUAUUAGAAUUCUGUGUUGUGUUGCUUACACUUUUGUAUUUAAAAUCUCCGCUUUCUCCCUCCAACGUCCGAAUGUAUAUUUAUUUUUUAAGUGCAAAAAUUUUUUAAAAUUUUAAACAGAUCUAUCUUAUAAUUAAUAUAUAUUUUAUAAUUGAUACGGAGCCAAGAUUUUUGAAUUGUUCAUAUAUCGAAUUUCUCCUCGAAUCCUGACAAUGGUAUCAAUACUCCCGCGCGCAUAUAUACAUAGAAUUUUCAUCUACGUGAGGUGCCCGCGAGGGUGGGCGCGCGCCGACAGAUCAGUGGGUGGAGGAGGAGGCAGGAGGCUGACGCCCCACAGUAACCCGGUAGAUCGCGCAACUUUGCGCAUCUCGUGAUAAGAGGUGAGGAGGUGAGAUUGGCAUUGGUCGCGCGACCUCGGUCGCAAGGUCGUACCGAGAUACAUCGAAGUGUUAAUCGUGUUAUCCCUGGUUAUCCCUCGACCAUUCAUUUGUGCCAUCGUUGCCGUAGAAAUUGUCGAACCGCGUGUCGCGUUCCUCGCGAAUCUUUCGACGAUGUCCAGUCAAUCGAGAUGCGUCGGACGCCUCCGCAAGACUCGCGCUUUUGCGCGGUAUUCGGUUCGUGGGUGAACUCGACACCGAGUACAUUGUCUCCAGUUUCCUGCGCGAGGGGAUAUCAACGUUGUCGUCGUCGUCGUCAUUAUGUCGAUGCGGAAAGAAAUUAUCCCGCGGGGGGUAGCCGGUUGAACGGCGAGGGGGGGACAUAGAAGCGACUCGCGCGCGGACAUUCACUUGGAAGUGUCGCGAUUAACGCCCCGCUCGAGCCGUGGAUAAGGUCUUUCUUCUUUAUUGGUUGCAAGAUUCAACAAAAAUGAAGGUGAUCGUGUCAAGCAUUUCUCUUCUUCUGUGUCUCUUCUGCAUCAAUCUGCCGAGUGUCACUAUGAACUUUGAUCCGGUUUGCGGUGGUCACUUAGCAGGUUCUAGAGGCAUCAUACACACGCCAAAUUUUCCUGGACCAUUUCCGAUUCCGAUCAAAUGUCGCUGGGUGAUCGACGUGUCCGACAUCCCGUCGACCAAUAGCUCCAUCGUCGUGUAUCUGACACAACUGUACGUCUACAAGGGGCUCCGCUUCACCGAAUACGCGUACUACGAGUCCGAGACUAUGAACUUCGGGGCGACCCUGGUUAAGGAGGUGACUGAGGGUAAUGUCUUUGAAUACAGACACCUGAGAACAUUCAGACCGUUCCUGGUGGUCGAAUUCGAGCUUGAUAGGCUCGAGGGCAAUCACGUCAGAGUGUUGAACGACCUGCUCGAUAUAUACGGCUUCAACGUUACGUACGAGAUGACUGAGGAACAUCCGAAUUCUGAUUCUUGCAGUGUACGCGACUGCUCCUUUGCUGGCAACUGCCUGGUCUCUACAGAUUACACGUCUUUCUGGUGCGAUUGUUUUAAUGGUUUCAGUGGAAGAAGCUGUAACGAAGGUCCUUUGUGUUAUGAUGAUGAACAUAUUGCAGUUUGUCAAAACGGAGCUACAUGCAGACAAAUUGGGGCAGAAGCAAUGCACUGCGAUUGUCCGGAUGGUUAUGUCGGACACAACUGCGAAACUCGUCUUUUAGACACUUCAGAUACCGAAUGCGCUUCAGAAAAUUGCAUACUGCAAUGUCCCGUCGACGAACAGGAGCUGCCGUGCACUUGUAAAGAUGGUACUAAGAUAUACAACAAUCGAUCGAGGUACGAAUGCAGAAUCAAGUUAUCGAAUGUUACGUCUCUCCGCACGGGACUGGUAUCGCAAUAUGGAAGUUUGGAAUUAUUUGUCAGCAAGCAGCUUGCGAAAUACUUGAGGAACUCCAAUAUCACUUCCAUGGAGGAAUUAAAAAUCCUGAACGUGACACCAACGGCCGAAGUUAUUUUUCAUUUUUUCGGGAAUUCCGAUGAUGGAGAUAAAAUUCGCGAAUCUCUCAAUCGACUUGUACAACGUCGACGUCUCAGUGAAAUUGCGUUGGAAUCCACACACUUCACCUUUCAACAAAAACCUGCACUCAAGUUACAGAGUUUGCGUAUCAAUCAAGUGAACGAUUACGACGUUCACUUAGGAGAACAAAUUGUCCUGUCAUGUACUGCUCAAGGAAGCUACAGCAUAAAUUUCACUUGGUACAAAGAUGGCAUGUUUGUGAACACGAGUAAAGCGAUCAGAGAAAUUUGGAUUAGUCAUUUGCCGAACGACGGCUCGGAUGUAUACACAUCGGUACUGACGAUCGAAAAGGCGACUAUGCUCGACGUCGGUCAGUACACGUGUCAGGUAGUUGACUGGGGUGUACAGCAAUGCAAAAGCAUCUACAUCGAGGUCAGAGAUGAACCGGACGUGAAGGUGGUGCCGAUGAGCGCCACUAUAGAAAAGGGAAACAAUAUACAGCUGACAUGUAUGACUCCCAAUAUGCGUAACAUCGGGAUAGGGUUCGGUUGGACGAAGAAUCGCGCUUUGCUCAAAUUAGAACCCGGUCAAGCAGUUUGGGAGGAUCUGUAUCCAUCGGGUAGCAUUUUGAAGAUCACUAAUACUCAGAAAUCAGCGAUUUAUACUUGCAACGUAGCGCAUAAAUCUAUGUCCGUGCGAGUUGAAGUCAUGAAUCGGACGUUGAUACCGAUAUGCUUCAAAGAGAUGUCCUGGGGUUUGCAAUGGCCAGACACUGCACCAGGAUCGGAGGCGCUGCUAGAAUGCCCUCGGUAUUUCGUAGGUCGACGAGUGUCUAGACUCUGCUCGAUGAAAGACGCUACCACACCUGAAUGGCAAAUACCGGAUUUCUCAAUCUGUCUAUACGAGCCGUUGCUUUUACCGUAUAAUAAUUUUCGAAGUCUAACAUUGGGUUACCAAAAAACCACAAGUUCGGACACAAUCCUCGCCUUUUGGGAGAUCUUACACAAACGUGCAUUGCCGCUCUAUCCCGGCGAGGGUGAUCGUAUAAUAAGCAUGUUGGCAGAAAUUGAAAGAUAUCAGUACAGUGUUGAUCUACAAGAUGCAUACAUUUCCGUGGAAAUUUUGAUUCACAUAAUAAAUCGCAUAUUGACUGAUGAACACUCGAUUUUAAGUCAAGAGAAAUUAUUGGUGUUGCUUCAGCUUACGCAACGCAAUUUAAUCCACUGGUCUAAACAGCUGAACGAUGGAUAUAAACAUCUGUCUCUAUCGUCUGUGGUUGUAGAUAUUCAACAAUUGCAACCUCAGAGUGGAGAUAGCAUAACGCAUUCUCUUCAAAUACCCUCGUCCGAUUACACAUAUCCUGAUUGGUACGAGGACAAAAUAGCUAUACGAUUAUGGAAGAAAAAGCAGCGCAAUAUAAAAUCUAAUAACACGUUUACCGGAAUCGUUAUCGUGUAUAAAAAUAUGUCGCGCUUUAUACCAACAGCAUAUGUUAAGGAGCUCGAUGAUGGCACGGAUCUAGAAUUUCGUAUCAAUUCUCGCAUGAUCACCGUCGAAGUGCCCUCCUUUGGCACUGAUAAAUAUAACAAGAUAUGGAUUGAUUUGCAAAUCCGACAUUUACAAAAUCAGACGAGUUCUUGGAAUACAUCGUGCGGAUUGAUAGAUACCACUGGAUCAUGGGAUCUCGAUACUUGCAUAACAAAUACAGUAUCCGGUGAUGCGAUAACGCAUUGUUUGUGUCCUACUACGGGAACAAUUGCUGUUUUCUUAACGACCCGCGCGAUAAAAGUAGUAUUGGCGAAAACAGAGCAGACCACGUUCAUUAUAAUAUUCGGAUGCAGCAGUUGCCUUGUUCAAUGCUUGUUGUCUGCCCUGAUAUUAGGCGCUUUUUGGUGGAAGCACAAAAGCUGGCUAAAUUUUUUAAAACUCCAGUGCUGCGGUGCACUGGUAGGCGCGAUGGCCAUCUUCAUUUACGCCGUGCACACUAAUCUUCCAGAGUCAUCUUACUCGCUCGUGGUGAUAAGCUUAGAAGCGUUCCUUCUCGUGGGUAUGUCCGCGCCUAUUUCCGAGGCUCUAAUAGUAUAUGCCGAGUUCACACAAAUUCGACCGAGCCAACAUCUCCAGCCGACAGUGAUCGCCGUAAUAACUGGUGUGCCGAUUUUGGCUGUAUUCGCAACCGAGCUAACGCAUCAGAGCAUUGGAUUGCGACACGAAUCCUGGUGGCUCAUAUAUGGCAGUAGCGUUUAUAACAUCUUUGUCAGCUGGGCCACGACAAUGUUUUUAGUAUUCAUGCUGCUGUACAUGGGUGUACUUCAUAAAGUUCACACAUUAGUGGAGGAGAACGUGAUGAAGAGAGAAGCUAUAGAAACAAGAAUACGAAUACUGCAUCGCGCGGCUAUCAUCAUAUGCGAUAUCGCCGCCAUGGAAGCAUCUUCCAUUUUCUACAUAAAUUCAUCAUCCGUAAUUUUCCACUAUGUAUUUGCGUCCUUAUCUUUCACUUUGGGCUUCAGUAUAAUAAUGGUAUACAUCGUUAACGGCGAGAGUGCAAUUAUCAGACCUAUGUUGCGGAGAAUUAGGUGGAAACGCAACGUAGACGAGGAGCAUACGUCCGAGCCUAUUAAAGUAUGCUCGAAAGCUGACGCUGAGGUAGAAAACGAUUCGGGGAUUCCCUCAGCGCCGUCUUUGAUCAUCGGCGAGCCGUACCGAGAGGUACGAGGCGUCGCUGCGGGUAGCAUAGAUAUGCGCGAAUUCGUGUCAGAGUCUUCGUCCGCCUACGUCAAGUCCUCCGUCCCCGCGACCAGCAACAGAUUCCUGCCAGAGAUUCGAAUAGAUCAUUCGGACAAUAUUGAUCUCGAAAACUACAACACGAGUCCACGGAAGUACCAGGAACCCCCGGUCUUCGUCGACCCGGCGUUCCCUACGCGUGGCUCUCGCAUCAAUGAAAUGGCAGGCUACGGCAUUAAUGAGCGCACAAGUGGCUUCCGCGGCGAUGGCGUCACGAGCAAAUAUCGUGGCGACGGUAAAACUGCAUUCCUACCGGUGGCGAGCGUGUCUUCCGAGUCCUCGGCCAAGGUCCUCUGCAGUGCUGAUGUCGAAUCGCGAUUGGGCGCAAUGCCGGAUGUCACGUUAGCCGUGAAGAGCGACGUCGAGCUAUCGUCGCGGACGAGCACGGAGCUGAAGAACCGAGAGCACGUAGUGAGCGCCAUGCCGGACAUCGCCAACACAAGCGAGCGCAAGCAACCCGACGGUGAGGAAAAGACCCCAGAGAUUGUGGUAACGACUGGUAACUGCGACAGUGCGACUAGCGGUAUGCUGGACCGCAUCUCUCACGAUCUAGACUACCUACUUAAUCGCACGCAUGCAAAAGAGGGAGGUUAAAAUCUGUCAGAAUUGUGAGAAAAUAAUAUAUAUCCGACAAGUGCGUGUACAAGUGUAGGUUGUUAAAUUUGUACAAAACAAACUUCGCCAUAAAUUUCCACGUAAAUAAAUGACAUUUCGUGUAUUGUAGUUUAUUUAGGAUAAUAUUAAUUUAUAUUGCGUUUUUUUUUUAUGUAACGGGAACUCGAUGUGAUAACAUGAUAUAUCUUAGGAGCUACAACCCAAAAUCAAAGGACAGAUAGAUUAUAUGUAUAUAAUCCUUUCUUACUUCUCAUAUUCUUGCACAUGUGCACCAGAGCGGCAGACCAAUUGUAAUCUGAUCGCUGAAUCGAUAUUCGUUGAAAAAAAAAACUGCGAUAAGUGAUCAUCUCGCACUCCAUCCAUCUCAGAAUUCACUUUAAAUUUCGAAAUCUUCGUGCUCUAUUAUAGGUAUUUAUAUUUAUAUUUAUUGUAUUUCGUGAGGAGACUUAUAAUAAGAAGUCCCUCAUAAUAAAUAUAAAAAACUUGUAAAAUGUACUGUAUAAGAAAAUUUUGAUUCGAUGUACGAUUAUAUAGAUUUUCAGAAAGGUAAGAGUACUCAAUUGAUGGUGUUUUCGAGUUAAAGUAUUUAUUUAUCACUGUCAUCGUACAGCCCUUUCAUAAUAUCCACGAGUCAGUCGCGUUUUUUUUUCGUCGUUUAUAAUUUGUAUUAUAAAGCUAUACAUUCAAUUUAGUUUGAUAAUCUACUUACAUACUUAAGAUCGAAGUUUAUGUUGUUGUAGGUAAUAGGUACCUCUAGUAGGGUUAGUCGUUUACUUAAUGAGAAAUGCUUCACUGAAAUCGAUUCGACCGAGGUAUGAAAUUGGAGCGGUAUCUCUCUUGGCCAAGCACGUGUUAUAAAUGCAAAAGACGUAAUAAGAUCUGUGUUAGUCUGUUAGCACUCGAAUAUACCUAUAUGACUAGUUUUCUGUGUCAACAGAUUUUUUUCUUAAAAAUAUAAAAUAUUUACAAGGAUUUUCAGCUAAUUUUAUCGAGAUUUAAUAAAUCUUGGUUUAAUCACAUCAAUAAUACCCAAGUAAUAGAGUAGGGCCGUGGCUUUAUCCAAUUACUAUCAAAAUUAUACUAUUGAGCCAGUAUUAUAUCGCAAUCUUGCCUACAUAGAACUAAAAAAAAUAAAAUAAAAUGAACAAGCA
Molecule: messenger RNA, 6458 nt
Organism: Monomorium pharaonis (pharaoh ant)
Lineage: Eukaryota; Metazoa; Arthropoda; Insecta; Hymenoptera; Formicidae
Exons: 23
Coding region: 868-5286 (1472 amino acids)
Cellular component (GO): membrane
Molecular function (GO): G protein-coupled receptor activity
Source: RefSeq, a predicted model, not a curated record